GUUUUCACUCCCAGAGUACACAAUCAGUAGACGUGGCCUACGAGCGCAGCAUUUUAGACCAGCGCAUUUUUUUGGACGUGUAUAUAAGAAGUCCUUUCGUCUCACUGCAAUCAGCCCGAGCAGAAGGUUUCACUAUAUUUAUGUACUUUCCUAAAGCUCUUAAGACAACAUCAUCCAACAUGCGGUCAACAUACGUCCUCAUCGAGCAAUCCGAGCUCCACAACUUCCUUCGUGAACUGGAUGUUGUGCAUUCCUGGGCAAAGAAGAUGGCAGGCCUCAGUACAUUGAUUACUUCACCAGCCCCGCUUGGAAUGCCUGCAGCCCGAUCAGGACCGCGUUAUCAUGCAUACGAACGUCCAAGACGGCCCGAUCCGUUUGCCGCUUCGGCUUGGAAUACACCUUCUGAGGAUGAGUACUAUACAACCGCGCCAGCUCCAAGGCCCCAGCAGUUCCAGCACAAUCAUCAUCUCAACCAACAUUUUGGUGGAAUGGGUCAAGGUUAUGGUGGUUUCGAAUACCGAGAGCCCGCGCCUAUGGGUUAUACUCGUCCGCCUCCGCGUGAUGAGGGAAGGCAAGGUGUAGGUUUGAUGGGCAUGUGUAGGGACCAACCAGGGUGUGAGGCGCGUGCAAGAGACGUAUGGCCAGUGCCGAUACGGAAUGGGCCACAUCGCACACCUGUGAUUACUCGAGCGCCAAAUAAUCCAUACACACCGCAAAGAGGGGCGAUGUUUGUCAGUCGACCACGUCGGGCGAGACCGCAGGGAAAUGCGGGGAACGCGGAAGCCAUGGACGAUGAAACCGAAUAUCGUGAGGGCGAGGAGUAUGUUGAGGAAGCGGGCGACCAAGUGGUUGGUGAUGAACGAGAGGCUCGCUAAGGUGGCUUCGUUUCAUAUACGGGGGAUGAAUGAUGGCGCUUCU
This is a messenger RNA of Alternaria rosae, 918 nucleotides long. RefSeq lists its product as uncharacterized. The coding region runs from base 141 to 875 and encodes 244 amino acids. Lineage: Eukaryota; Fungi; Ascomycota; Dothideomycetes; Pleosporales; Pleosporaceae. The record is from RefSeq and is a predicted model, not a curated record. The transcript has a single exon.